AUGUGCAGAGUCCAACUGCUUUUUCAUGCUAAUUAUAUUUCCUUCCAAAUACCUGAGUCUUUUUUAGAUGCAACAAAAUGUAUAGCGGUAGUGAGUGGACUCAAGAAUGAUUCAAGCAAUGUGAAGAAAGGUAGAUCUUUGGAAGGAUCUUGUUGUGCAUCUCUCUUGGUCACUGUUGUGUGGAUUAGGCUCUAUUUGAGAACCACAUAUGCAAAUAACCGGGAUUUGUACCAAUUGAAGGACCAUAUCUUCCGCCUGGAGAUGGAGAAUGAGAAACUUCGAGGCAUUCCCCAUACUGUAGUUCCUUCCUUGUCAGUUGGUGGUAAGAACAUUUUGACACUGUCAUGCCAUCGAGCUGAGAAUCAAUUCAUUGCUAUGCCAUCAAUUGUAUAGUUCUAAACAUUUUUCCUUUGAGCUUCUUGCCAUGUCCAUUUGCAGUUUUGGAUGUCUGGAAACUUAUUGUUACCCAUGCUCUUUCCUUAGGGAUCAAUGUUUGAUAAACUUGCCAAUGUCAGUAACAAAUUUAUCUCGUUGGCUGAGUGAUGGAAUUGAAUUAUUCCUGUGCAUGCUCCUUA
Molecule: messenger RNA, 575 nt
Organism: Eucalyptus grandis
Lineage: Eukaryota; Viridiplantae; Streptophyta; Magnoliopsida; Myrtales; Myrtaceae
Exons: 4
Coding region: 1-393 (130 amino acids)
Source: RefSeq, a predicted model, not a curated record